GUGCGGCCCCGCCGCGCCCGCGCCGCCUUCCUGCCGCUUCAGACGGCGGCGCCGUGCCGGCAGCGGCCGCCGAGGGCUGUGGGCAGGAGGGGGAGAGCAGAACGGUCGAGGCGGCCGGGCCCAUGCCCUGCCAGAAGGAAGUGCAGCCACGGCCACUCCUCCUCGCCAUUUCCUCCCGGCGGCCGGGGCCGGUGCGGAUGGGAGCGGGGGCAGAGGCGCUGCCGGCCGGCUGAGCCCGCGGCCUGGGCUCGGCGGCUGAAGGAGAGCGGCGCCGGCCGGCCCUGAGGGAGGCAUUGCAGAAAGAAGAUGAUGUGAAGGGGCUGUGAGAACCAGGCAAGAUGGAUGGAGAGCUGCCCUGCACUGAGGUGGAUGGAGAAAUGUCUGCCACGGAGGAUCUAGGAGGAGAUCUGCCCUGCGGGGAGAGCAGCGCGGAAGCAGAGAUGCCCUCUGCUGAGCCCAGCGCAAAGGAAGAGGCUCCUGGUGCUGAGAGCAGCCUGCCUGGAGAGACGCCCAGCACGGCCAGCCGUGGGGAAGUGCCCCGUGCCAACAGUGAUGCCAGAGGAGAGGCCUCCUGCUGUGAGAGCGAGGGGGAGGAGGGUCCAGGUGCCGAAGCCCCUGCUGCUGCAAAGAAGAUGUCUUCCAUUUCCUCUCCCCUGCGGGCAGUCAUCCACCUGCGGCGCCGCUACCGCGGGCAGAAGAAGAGUCGCCUGCACCUGGAGCUCCCCCGGGAGAAGUCGGUGGAGCUCGUCCACACCAGGCUGCUUCAGAGGCAGCUGUCCCUGGGCAGAACUGGCCUGUAUGGCCCUUCCAUGUCCUUCUUUCCUCAGCCCAGCUUUGAAAGCUCCCAGUACUUCACCUUUGACACCUCGGUGGAGCAGCAUGCGGUGAGAAAGUCCCGGCGGAGAAAGAACCGGAGGAAAUCGAGGGUAGUCCUCUACCCAGACAAGACCAAGAGAUACCUGCCAGCAGAGGAGAAGAGCAAGGCCAAGCGCUGCCUCCUCCUGCUCAUUGCCAUUAUCUUCUUCCAGAUUCUCAAUGCAAUAGAGAACCUGGAUGAUAACCUCCAAAAAUACGACCUGGAUGGUCUGGAGAAAACGAUGCACCGGGAGGUGUUCGGGCAGAAGGUGGCCGUGGAGAGUAUGAUGGAGUUGCUGAAGGACUACCUGGCUACCCACAUCCACAACAAGCCCCUGGUGAUCUCCCUGAACGGCCCCACAGGAGUUGGGAAGAGCCACGUUGGCUGGCUGCUGGCCAAGCACUUCCGUUCUGUCAUGGACAAUGACUUUGUGCUUCAGUACUUUGUCAUGCACCACUGCCCCAGGGGGGUGGCUCCGCUCACCUGUGAGAUAGAUCUGGCUAAGAAGAUUUCUGACAUGGUUACCAGAGCUGAAAUAGAGGAGAAGAUCCCUUUGUUCAUUCUGGAUGAGGUUGAGCUCAUGUCUCCAGUCCUGCUGGAUACCCUCAGCCGAUUCUUUGAACCCAAUCAAACCAACGAGUUCCUCAACGCCAUCUACAUCCUGAUCAGCAACAUAGGAGGUGCAGAGAUAACAAAGUUUGUUAUCCAGAACGCAUCUGCUGAGCUGCUGCAGCAGCAAAGGGGAGCUGAAGAACUGCUGAGCAUUGUCCAGCCUGUGUUGGUUGAUGUCCACCCUCUCUGGAAGGCUGCAGACAUCAUCCCAUUCGUCCUCCUGGAGAAGAGCCACGUCGUAAACUGCUUCCUAGAGGAGAUGAGGAGGGAAGGGCUCUACCCUGACCAGAAGCAUAUUGAAACCCUGGCAAGUCAGCUCAGUUACUACACCACUGGGGGCAAGCAGUACUCCAGGAUGGGCUGCAAGCAGGUUGUGGCCAAAGUCAACCUGCUGUAGGGAUUUACUGCAUAGGCCAAGUCCUGCUCUCAGGAUCUGCAAAACUCUGGGCUUAUGGAGAGGAGGCUAUGGUCAAAGUGUCCUUUCUCAGGCCUGGUCAAGGUAAAGGGCUGGCAGCCUGGGCUCCUCUGCAGCAUGGGCUCUGUUCUCCAGAUGCCUCACUGCUGUCUAAUGCUCUGUGAACGUGGCCAUGCCCUCAUGGCAGUGAAGCCCAAACCACCUCCCAUUACCUGCUUUGUUCUGCCCUCAUUUGGGAGCCUUUGUCACGAAGGAGUUCUGAGAGCAGAGCAGACACUGUGGGAUGUAACCAGGGGGAGGGAAUGGUAACUGAAUUACUGCUUGCUGCGUCCUGCUCCUUCUUCUGACCCACAGUCCUCUGCUUGUCUUGGCCCUGGCUGGUGAGGUGCAGAGCAGUAGUCUGGGCAGUCAGAGCUCUGCCUCCCUGAGGUUCUGCGUGACCUGAGCUCCUGCUCUUCUGAGCUCAUCCCUGAGCUCACACCUGAGCUCACCUUUGGCACCUCCAGCCAGGUUUCUGCCCUGCAAGUCUGUUUGGGCUUGCCUGGAAGGCUGCUUGGCUGUGCCAGCUGGUGCAGAAAGAACCACCAGAUUGUUUCAGGUCUGCUGGUGGCAACUCGUCCUGAGAGCUCUUCUGCUUUUUGCUUCUGGCUACAUCCUCACCACACUCAUUAUCUAGAAAGCCCAAAAUAGCAACUGACACAGAUGAAGCAUCACACACUGGAAAAGACAGUUUGGGCUGUCUGGGCCAAGUGCAGUGGGAGCCCUGGGCCUGUUCUCAGUCCUGCAAGGCCAAAUAGAGGUUCUUUGCCAUUGAGACCCUGAGGAGAGCACUCUGCCUUGGAAGCACCUCAGGAAAAGCAGACACCUGGGUUUGGAGCAGGCCUCUGUGCCAUUGUCUUUUCAGGCUUGGGGUCUGUGCCUAAAUCCCCUUCCACAACGUGCUGUGAAUUGUCCUACACCCAGUCCCCUGGAUGGCUGCACUGGUUGGUUGAUUUGCCUCUUUCUACUUGUUGGUCUCCAAAAGACUUCCAUCACAAACUCCUGAUUCCAGAGCUGUCAUCAGGAAUAAACCCAAACUAUCCUGAAUAAAAUCGUUCCAAAUACA
Molecule: messenger RNA, 2988 nt
Organism: Pogoniulus pusillus (Red-fronted tinkerbird)
Lineage: Eukaryota; Metazoa; Chordata; Aves; Piciformes; Lybiidae
Gene: TOR4A
Product: torsin family 4 member A
Exons: 2
Coding region: 339-1865 (508 amino acids)
Biological process (GO): negative regulation of apoptotic process
Cellular component (GO): endoplasmic reticulum lumen; nuclear envelope
Molecular function (GO): ATP hydrolysis activity; ATP binding
Source: RefSeq, a predicted model, not a curated record